This is a messenger RNA of Phyllostomus discolor (pale spear-nosed bat), 2970 nucleotides long. RefSeq names its product GTPase IMAP family member 8-like. Gene Ontology annotation, molecular function: GTP binding; ATP hydrolysis activity. Gene Ontology annotation, cellular component: endoplasmic reticulum. Lineage: Eukaryota; Metazoa; Chordata; Mammalia; Chiroptera; Phyllostomidae. Bases 14 to 2836 code for a protein of 940 amino acids. The record is from RefSeq and is a predicted model, not a curated record. The transcript has 5 exons.
UCCACCCAGGGUCAUGGCUCUCUCCUGCUUUCCUCCGACAGAGGCCCUGACCAUCGUCCUGGUGGGGCGGAGCGGGACCGGGAAGAGUGCCACUGGGAACACCAUCCUCGGGAGGUCCAUCUUCCUCUCUCGGCUGCAAGCCCAGCCGGUCACCAAGACAUGCCAGAAGGGCAAGAGGAAAGGGGCUGAGUGGGACAUCGUGGUGGUGGACACUCCCGGGCUCUGCCCGACGUCCCGUGAUCCAUUCCAGCUGGAGAUGGUCCGCCCCUACGUGCCCACCAGUGGAGGGAAUACGGUUCUGGUCCUGGUGCUGCAGCUGGGACGGGUCAUUCACGAGGACGAGGAGGUGGUGAAGAUGCUGGAGACCCACUUCGGAAAGGAUGUCACGAAACACAUGAUUGUGCUUUUCACCCGGAAGGAAGACCUGGGGGACGAGGCCAUUACCUAUUACUGUGCCAACACAGAUGACAGAGCUGUGAAGGGGAUCAUUAGAAAGUGUGGGGUGGGGCGAGUCUGUGCUUUUAACAACAAUGAAACUGGCCAGGCCAGGGAAGACCAAGUGGCAGUCCUUUUGAAAAUGGCCAGUGAGCUGAUAGGCCCAGGGCAGCGGUUGCCGUUGGCCGAGGCGUCUGAGAUGAACCACAGGCCAUCAGAACUAAAGGUCCUGCUCAUUGGGAAGCGUGGUGUUGGGAAAAGUACAGCCGGAAACAGCCUGGUGGGGAGGCACGUCUUCGAGACCAAGUUCAGCGACCUCCCAGUAACCACGAAGUUUGAGUCUGAGAGCAGAAUGUGGAGAAAGAGGAAAAUUAUGAUCAUUGAUGGUCCAGACUUGUCAUUUUCAGAGGAACUGAUAUCAGAUCUUCGGAAACAAACCCCGGAGGGCCCCCACGCCUUCCUGCUGGUGACCCCCCUGGGCUCCUUUGCUGCGAGAGAUAAGAAGCUGCUGGACACCGUCCAAAGCAGUUUUGCAGAUGAAGUCACUAAGUACAUGGCCGUUCUCCUCACCAGGGAAGAAGAUCUAGGGGGUCAGGAAGUAGAGACAUUUUUGAAGAGCAAUGCAGACCUCCGUGAGCUCAUCCAGAAAUGUGGGGGCCGAUCCAGCGUCUUCAACUACAGGGCCACAGGAGAGGAGGAGCAGAGCCAGGUGGACGAGCUGCUGCAGAGGCUUGUGGACAUGGCAGAGCAGAACGGAGACCAGCCCUGCAGCUUCGGAAAGGAAGAGGCCCUGACCAUCGUCCUGGUGGGGCGGAGCGGGACCGGGAAGAGUGCCACUGGGAACACCAUCCUCGGGAGGUCCAUCUUCCUCUCUCGGCUGCAAGCCCAGCCGGUCACCAAGACAUGCCAGAAGGGCAAGAGGAAAGGGGCUGAGUGGGACAUCGUGGUGGUGGACACUCCCGGGCUCUGCCCGACGUCCCGUGAUCCAUUCCAGCUGGAGAUGGUCCGCCCCUACGUGCCCACCAGUGGAGGGAAUACGGUUCUGGUCCUGGUGCUGCAGCUGGGACGGGUCAUUCACGAGGACGAGGAGGUGGUGAAGAUGCUGGAGACCCACUUCGGAAAGGAUGUCACGAAACACAUGAUUGUGCUUUUCACCCGGAAGGAAGACCUGGGGGACGAGGCCAUUACCUAUUACUGUGCCAACACAGAUGACAGAGCUGUGAAGGGGAUCAUUAGAAAGUGUGGGGUGGGGCGAGUCUGUGCUUUUAACAACAAUGAAACUGGCCAGGCCAGGGAAGACCAAGUGGCAGUCCUUUUGAAAAUGGCCAGUGAGCUGAUAGGCCCAGGGCAGCAGUCGCCAUUGGCCGCGGGGUCUGAGAUGAACCACAGGCCAUCAGAACUAAAGGUUCUGCUCAUUGGGAAGCGUGGUGUUGGGAAAAGUACAGCCGGAAACAGCCUGGUGGGGAGGCACGUCUUCGAGACCAAGUUCAGCGACCUCCCAGUAACCACGAAGUUUGAGUCUGAGAGCAGAAUGUGGGGAAAGAGGAAAAUUAUGAUCAUUGAUGGUCCAGACUUGUCAUUUUCAGAGGAACUGAUAUCAGAUCUUCGGAAACAAACCCCGGAGGGCCCCCACGCCUUCCUGCUGGUGACCCCCCUGGGCUCCUUUGCUGCGAGAGAUAAGAAGCUGCUGGACACCGUCCAAAGCAGUUUUGCAGAUGAAGUCACUAAGUACAUGGCCAUUCUCCUCACCAGGAAAGAAGAUCUAGGGGGUCAGGAAGUAGAGACGUUUUUGAAGAGCAAUGCAGACCUCCGUGAGCUCAUCCAGAAAUGUGGGGGCCGAUCCAGCGUCUUCAACUACAGGGCCACAGGAGAGGAGGAGCAGAGCCAGGUGGACGAGCUGCUGCAGAGGCUUGUGGACAUGGCAGAGCAGAACGGAGACCAGCCCUGCAGCUUCGGAAAGGAAGAGGCCCUGACCAUCGUCCUGGUGGGGCGGAGCGGGACCGGGAAGAGUGCCACUGGGAACACCAUCCUCGGGAGGUCCAUCUUCCUCUCUCGGCUGCAAGCCCAGCCGGUCACCAAGACAUGCCAGAAGGGCAAGAGGAAAGGGGCUGAGUGGGACAUCGUGGUGGUGGACACUCCCGGGCUCUGCCCGACGUCCCGUGAUCCAUUCCAGCUGGAGAUGGUCCGCCCCUACGUGCCCACCAGUGGAGGGAAUACGGUUCUGGUCCUGGUGCUGCAGCUGGGACGGGUCAUUCACGAGGACGAGGAGGUGGUGAAGAUGCUGGAGACCCACUUCGGAAAGGAUGUCACGAAACACAUGAUUGUGCUUUUCACCCGGAAGGAAGACCUGGGGGACGAGGCCAUUACCUAUUAUGUGCCAACACAGAUGACAGAGCUGUGAAGGGGAUCAUUAGAAAGUGUGGGGUGGGGCGAGUCUGUGCUUUUAACAACAAUGAAACUGGCCAGGCCAGGGAAGACCAAGUGGCAGUCCUUUUGAAAAUGGCCAGUGAGCUGAUAGGUAACCAUAAAGAGGGC